Entrophospora sp. SA101 is the source of this 978-nucleotide messenger RNA. The record is from the annotation of a GenBank genome assembly. NCBI's taxonomy places the organism in Eukaryota, Fungi, Glomeromycota, Glomeromycetes, Entrophosporales, Entrophosporaceae.
AUGGGCAGAAUUGUUCAAUAUAACGAUUGGUUGGAUGAAGAAUGUGGAAACUUUGCAAGAGAAGGUCUUAGAACCUUAGUUAUUGCUCGUAAAAGGUUAUCAGACGUUGCCUAUAAUGAUUUUCAAGAAAGGUUUCAUGAAGCUAGGACAAGUUUAACCAAUCGAGAUAAAAUUGAGACAGCAACUUGCGUAGCAAUAUCCUCAAAAUUGAUUUCAAGAAAUCAGACUAUUCAUAAAAUAGCAAAAAUGCAAUCUUCAGAUGAAGCAUUAGAAGAAUUGGACCAUUUACAAAGUACAGGUGAUUGUUGUUUGGUAAUUGAUGGAGAAUCACUUCAGCUUUAUAUUGAUCAUUACAAGAAUGAAUUUAUUGAAUUAGCAAUCAGAUUGCCAGUUGUAGUUGCUUGUAGAUGUUCGCCUACUCAAAAGGUUAACAACAUUUCAAGUGUCGGUAUUGUUGGAAAAGAAGGAAGGCAAGCUUCUUUAGCAGCUGAUUUUUCAAUUACUCAAUUUAGCUAUUUGACAAAAUUACUACUUUGGCACGGAAGAAAUAGUUAUAAACGUUCUGCGAAGCUUUCUCAAUUUGUUAUCCAUCGUGGUCUUAUAAUAUCGGUUAUGCAAGCAGUGUUUUCUUCUAUCUUUUACUAUGCACCAAUUGCUCUAUAUCAAGGUGUAUUGAUGGUAGGAUAUUCUACCGUUUAUACAAUGGCGCCGGUAUUUUCAUUAGUAUUGGAUAUGGAUGUAAGUGAAGACAUAGCAUUACAAUUUCCGGAAUUAUAUAAAGAUUUAACAAAGGGAAGGUCACUUUCUUUAAAGACCUUCUUUCAAUGGUUAAUGAUCAGUGUAUAUCAAGGUGGCGCUAUAAUGAUUAUGUCUAUAUUUCUUUUUGAAGACGAAUUUGUCAAUAUUGUCUCGAUUUCUUUCACUGCGUUAAUUAUUAAUGAACUUUUGAUGGUUGCUUUGGAGAUCAAUACAUGGUAA